AUACUCUUAUACACUGUGCGUCUAUUGCCGGAAAUUCAAAUCGUUGCUUAAGCCGAACUUGUUCUUCAAUCUAUGUCACUGAAAAGCUGCGCACAUACCUAAGCCAAUCGCAAAAUCGCGUGAAUAUCUCACCGCUCAACUCAGUGGACAACAUGGAUCCCGACUGUUUUGCAAUGUCUUCUUAUCAGUUUGUGAAUUCGCUAGCUUCUUGCUAUCCACAACAAAUGAACCAGCAGCAAAAUCAUGUGGGGACUCCAAGCGGAGGGACUAACACCACCACUAGCAAUGGAGGUCCAGGUGCGGGCGGUGGAGGCAGUGGUUCCGGCGGACAGGGCAGCUCAGGUCCCGGCACACCCGGUGGAAAUGAUUAUUUCCCUACCGCCGCUGCUUAUUCUCCUAAUCUGUAUCCCAACACACCGCAGGCGCACUAUGCCAAUCAAUCGGCCUACAGCUUAGGUGGAUCGGGCGGUGGUACCCAACAGAAUCCUGACAUGGUGGAUUACACUCAGUUGCAGCCGCAACGUCUGCUGCUACAACAGCAGCAGCAGCACGCCCACGCGACGGCGCAACAUACCGCUCAACAACAGCAACAGCCACAUCCGCAGCAACAACACCCGCAACAACAACCGACGCCACAACAAACUAACAUUAGUUGUAAAUACGCCAAUGAUCCCUCAACGCCUACCGGUAACAAUAACAACACUAACGCCAGUAACAACAACACUAACACGCAAUCUCUAGCCAGUCCCCAAGAUUUGUCGACGCGAGAGAUCUCACCGAAAUUGUCACCCACUUCAGUGGUGGAGAGUGUGGCAAGAUCGCUGAAUAAAGGCGUGCUGGGUGGCAAUCUAGUGGUGGCGGCAGCUGCCGCGAACGUAACCAACAAUCACGGCGGUGGUGGUGGUGGAGUCGGUAGCGCUGGCGUGAAUGUUAACGUUAGCGUAAAUGUGCCAAUGCACAGUCCCGGCGGUGGCGACUCCGACUCGGAAAGUGAUAGCGGCAAUGAGGCUGGCAGUAGCCAAAAUAGUGGCAACUGUAAGAAGAAUCCGCCACAGAUAUAUCCGUGGAUGAAGCGAGUACAUUUAGGACAAAGUAAAUCGACGAUUGAUAAUACUUUUUCGCUUGUCCUAACUAUAAAUAUGAACGUCUGA
Molecule: messenger RNA, 1151 nt
Organism: Rhagoletis pomonella (apple maggot)
Lineage: Eukaryota; Metazoa; Arthropoda; Insecta; Diptera; Tephritidae
Product: homeotic protein Sex combs reduced-like
Exons: 3
Coding region: 153-1151 (332 amino acids)
Biological process (GO): regulation of DNA-templated transcription
Molecular function (GO): DNA binding; DNA-binding transcription factor activity
Source: RefSeq, a predicted model, not a curated record